CGAACGUUUGCCCUUCCGGUAGGCGCGAGCCCCGGAGGCGGCUGCGGCUGCGGCAGCGGAGAUAGAGGCCAAGGCUAGACAUGUCCGAGCGGCGAACCCGGUCCGGAGGGGCCGCCGAGGGCUCCAGGCCCAGCGUCCCAACUCCCACUCAGCCUCUGCGGAGGUCCCAGCGGAAAUCACGCUCUGAUCUCCCAAGCAUCCUCCCGGAAAUCUGGCCUAAGGAACCCCAGGCGGCUCCAGUCAGAAAGCCCAUCGUCUUGAAGAAGAUCGUGGCCCCUACUGUAGCGAUUCCGUCUGUUCAGUCGCCUCGAAGGAGCCCCCGGAUCGCUUUUUUCUUGGAGAAAGAAAACACCCCUCCUAGUAAGGAGCCUGCUAGGGAGGACCUCUUCCAGACACCUAGCGUCCCCACCACCCCCACCCCCACUCCUGUGCUGUGUUCCCUGAAUGCUGAGUCCAACUCCGAGGAAGGAGACCUGGACGCCAGAGACUUGGAAAUGUCAAAGAAAGUCAGGCGAUCUUACAGCCGCCUGGAGACUGUUGGCUCUGCCUCCACCUCCACCCCAGGCCGCCGGUCCUGCUUUGGCUUCGAGGGGCUGCUGGCGGCAGAAGAAUUGGCUGGAGUCUCACCUGUGGUGGGUUCAAAGCUAACUGAGGUCCCCAGGGUCCCUGCGAAACCCUGGGCCCCAGACACAACUCUCCCUGGAAUCUCUCCCCCGGUCGUGAAGGAGAAACGAAAGAAGAGGAAGGUGCCAGAGAUCUUGAAAUCGGAGCUGGAUGAGUGGGCCGCGGCCAUGAAUGCGGAGUUUGAAGCUGCUGAGCAGUUUGCUCUCCUGGUUGAAUGAGAUGAAGUGGGGGUGCCCCUGGCCAGACUCUCCCGCUGUACAUAAUCCCCUCCCCUGGUCUUGUUACCUGCGCAUGUGCUGUUGCUCCACGAGGCUUGUCCUCUGAGGGUUGGUACAGCGGCAGCAGCCGUUUCAGCUUCAGGAACGGGGUCCACCUGGCCCAGCCCUGCACUCGUGUCCUGUCUGUAGUCAGUCAUCUGCCAUCCUGUCUCCCCUACCUCCCGGAGUGUCCCAGCUGGUUUCCUGUUGGGCCACGGGCUAAGGAGUAGGAAUCACUGGCCCAGCCAGAAGAGGUUAAAGGGCUGGGGGUUGUGGGUGAGAGAGAGCACCUCUGCUCUUGUGGGGAAACAUGGCUCCUCUGAACCAGCCCCACCAGAGGUGGAUGCCGAGGGCCACGGCCAGCAUCCGGCUUUCUCUACUGAGUUGCUUCUCUGGAGGCUUGGUUUCCAGCCAUGAGCCCAUCUAGGUAAUGAGGCUUGGGUUUUCUCUUACAUUCUGUAGAUGGGCCGGGAGGACUGUCCCCAUGGGUUGUAGACAGUUCUAUCUGUGAGGAAGACACUGGACACUCAGCCUAUAGAGUCUUUAAGUUUUGAAGGAGGGAGGGAGACCUUGGUUGGGUCUCAAACUGUAAAUAUUUACUGCAUAGAAGCUGUUUUAUAGUUCUGUGUGCUGCUGCUAAGAUGUUCGGUUAAAUGCAGGCUGGUGGAGCAGUGGCUGCUUGAGGCUCGGGGCAUCUGGACUGAUGCCUGCAGAGGGCCAGGAAGGGGCCCAUGGCAGGAGGCGCCCCCCCUUGUCACCCAUACCUGUUUCUCACAAAACAAAGUGUACAGUGUCUACUCAGCUCUAGAAGAGAAUCUUAGGGGUUGAGGUCCUGGGGACAUUAGCAUUUUGUAAAGUUCUAGGAAGCUAUUCUCACAUGCCAGAAAGGGGCCGGGGUUGGUAGCUGUUUUAACUUUCAGCUUCUCGCAUGAGGACACUGCCUGAGAUAGGUGUUAGGAGUUGAAUUGGGAGGGGCGGUCACCUCAUUGUCUCUGGGGAUCCCCACUCCCCUAGCCCCUGUUUCUCUUUUCUCAAUAUUGACAAAAGGUGAGCUUUCAAAGGCGGCCCAACCACAGCUUCCGCCAUAGCCGGCCAUUGUGCCUUUUGAUGUUUACAUAUUCAUGGAAGUAGAGGCUAAGAGGAGUGUGGAGAGGCUGGUGGGAAGCAGAGAACGUCAGGGAAGGUGACUGCUUGCUUUGUUGGGGUCCCUGAAAUGGCACAGGCCUGGUGGGUACUAGUUAAACUCUUUGCAAGGCUUAGAAGUCCUGAAGAGUCUUGUCGUCGCUGACUGGCAGGACAACUCCUGAGAAAUGUCUUAGCCCUGCAGAGUUUGGGGGUAGCCAGUGAUGUUAAGUUGGUGUCAUGACUGCAGACUUCUCUGUGCCUGAAAAACUAAGAGUGGAGUUUAAGGAAAACUGGGGUUUCUUUUUAUAAAAAACAAAACAAUUAAAGAGUUUCUGCCUGUU
Messenger RNA from Hippopotamus amphibius kiboko, 2347 nucleotides. It is a transcript of the gene CDCA5, whose product is annotated as cell division cycle associated 5. The coding region runs from base 81 to 842 and encodes 253 amino acids. The transcript has 6 exons. Lineage: Eukaryota; Metazoa; Chordata; Mammalia; Artiodactyla; Hippopotamidae. The record is from RefSeq and is a predicted model, not a curated record.